Molecule: messenger RNA, 4881 nt
Organism: Hypanus sabinus (Atlantic stingray)
Lineage: Eukaryota; Metazoa; Chordata; Chondrichthyes; Myliobatiformes; Dasyatidae
Gene: lars2
Product: leucyl-tRNA synthetase 2, mitochondrial
Exons: 21
Coding region: 171-2885 (904 amino acids)
Biological process (GO): mitochondrial translation; leucyl-tRNA aminoacylation
Cellular component (GO): mitochondrion
Molecular function (GO): ATP binding; aminoacyl-tRNA deacylase activity; leucine-tRNA ligase activity
Source: RefSeq, a predicted model, not a curated record
UGGCGGCGCCCAGGCGGUGAGGUGUAUCGGGAUGGAUGCGGUGGGAAGAGCGAAAGAUUAGCAUAUAACAUCUUCAAAAUGUUACCAUGUGAGCAGUGAAUAGAGACUGAUUGUUCAGCUUGGUUUCACAGUAACGCGAAAUUUAUUCCCCAAGCACCUGAUUUGUAAAGAUGAAGGGUGUCUUGUGGAUGUUGAGCCGUCCUGCUUGCUGCUUGAUGAGACCCAUUUGUGGGUGGCACCGUUUACUGAAGCCAAAUGGAAGACAAGCACUGGGAUGCAACAGAAAUAUUUACAGUGAGACAGGAAUAUGGGAGAGAGACUAUCGACCCCAGACUCGAAAAAGUGUAGAAGGAUAUUGGCAAUCAAGAAUAAAGGAACAAUUUCAAAAUAUUUUGGAAACUGAUAAAUCAAAGCCAAAGUGUUAUGUGCUUUCGAUGUUCCCAUAUCCUUCUGGGAAGCUCCAUAUGGGGCAUGUUCGAGUGUACACCAUCAGUGACACCAUGGCUCAUUUCCAGAGAAUGCGUGGCUAUCAGGUUUUGCAUCCAAUGGGAUGGGAUGCUUUUGGCUUGCCAGCGGAAAAUGCUGCAAUUGAGCGUGGCUUGGAUCCAGAAGAGUGGACAAAAAGUAAUAUUGCACACAUGAAAGAGCAACUUCAUGGACUUGGACUGUGUUUUGAUUGGAAUAAGGAAGUGACCACCAGUCAAUCUGAUUAUUACAAGUGGACACAAUUCCUCUUCCUCAAACUGUUUGUGGCUGGCAUGGCUUAUCAAAAGGAAGGACUCGUCAACUGGGACCCAGUGGAUCAGACAGUGUUGGCAGAUGAGCAGGUGGAUGAAAGUGGCUGCUCCUGGCGCUCUGGGGCAAAGGUUGAGCAGAAGUACCUCAAACAGUGGUUCAUAAGGACAACAAACUACGCUAAGUCUUUGCUGGAUGCCCUCGAAGACCUUCCUGAUUGGUAUGGUGUCAAAGAAAUGCAAGCAAACUGGAUUGGUGCUUGCACUGGAUGCUACUUUGACUUUGAGUUAAAGAUAGAUGGAAAAUACAUUGGUGAAAAGCUUGCGGCAUAUGCCUUCUCGCCAGAUGCUAUUUAUGGAGCGUCACACCUCUCUCUCCUGCCAAGUCAUAGGUUGCUACAUAGCAGCAAUAAGUUGAGACAUUUGCUUUCAGAGCAAUUCGUAUCUGACUCAGAUUGUCAAACUUCAGUAACUGGUGUGAAUCUUUUAAAUGGUCAAGAAAUUCCUCUUAUCAUUUCAGCCAAGAAAGAGUUUGAAGGCCAUCUAGACACUGUCAUAGGUAUUCCAAGUGUUAAUCCAGAAGAUGCAGCAAUUGCACAGAGGUUCUGUCUGCCAUGGCGAGAGGUCUUUGAAACUUCACCUGACGGCACAGAACGUUUACAGAAUUCUGGUGAGUUUACAGGACUGGACAGACAGUCUGCAACUCAAGCCAUACUGAAGCGUGCACAAGACCUUGGAGUUGGUGGCUAUCUUACAAGUCCAAAAAUGCGUGACUGGUUGAUAUCCCGGCAACGUUACUGGGGAACACCUAUUCCUAUCAUCCACUGCCUGUCUUGUGGUGCCGUUCCAGUCCCUUUUGAAGACCUGCCUAUUCUUUUACCUAAGCUUAAGUCAUUUACAGCCAAAGGAAUUUCCCCACUAUCUACAGCCUCUGAAUGGUUAAAUUGUACCUGUCCCAAGUGUAAAUGCCCUGCCAGACGAGAGACCGACACCAUGGAUACAUUUGUGGAUUCUGCCUGGUAUUACUACAGAUACAUCGAUCCUCAUAACAGUCUGAAGCCCUUUGACAGUUCAUUAGCAGACUUCUGGAUGCCUGUGGAUCUGUACAUUGGAGGGAAAGAGCAUGCUGUUAUGCAUCUAUACUACGCAAGAUUUAUUAGUCACUUCUGCAAUGAUCAAAACAUGGUCAAACACAGGGAACCUUUCCACAAACUCCUCGUUCAUGGACUUAUCAAGGGGAAGACCUAUCGAUUGCCGUCAAAUGGCCAGUAUCUGAAGAAAGACGAAAUAAGUUUCAGUGGUCCUGAUCCAGUCCACGCUGAGACAUCAGAGAAACUCCAGAUCACCUGGGAAAAGAUGAGCAAAUCCAAACACAAUGGCAUUGAUCCAACGGUAGUAAUCCAACAGUAUGGGAUUGAUACUGUGCGCCUGUAUAUUCUCUACGCUGCCCCUCCUGACCAGGACAUUUUAUGGGAUGUUAAAACGGAUGCCAUUCCUGGUGUGUUGAGGUGGCAGGUACGGCUCUGGACACUGGUAACAAAGUUAAUAGAUGCUCGGAGUGCUGGAGUAAUCCCUUGUCCGGACCUCCUCAAUGAAAAGGAGAAAUCAGAAGCCAAGAAGAUAUGGCAGAGCAAAAACUACACAGUUUCACAAGUAACCAGCUACAUGACCAAGGAUUUCCUGCUGAAUGCUGCAAUAUCCCGGCUAAUGGGCCUCACAAACACUUUAUCACAAUCUACACCUCAAGUAAUUCUGCAUAGCAGUGAAUAUGAAGAAGCCCUAGCUGUCUUGUGUAUUCUGGUGGCUCCUAUGGCUCCACAUCUGGCAUCAGAGUUAUGGAAAGGUCUUUCCAGUAUUCAAAAUAAACUUGUCACUCAUUACCAAUGGGACACAGAUGUGCUUUUUCAACAAUGGCCAAGCCUGGAUCCAAAGUAUCUGCAGAAGCCAGACACUGUGCAGAUGAUAGUCAGGAUCAACAACAAGGUCUGCGGCUCGGUAGACGUGCCCCAGGAGGUGGUCAAGAAUGCAGAAUGGGUGCAGAGGUUGAUCCUACAGAGUGAACUGGGGAUCCGGCAGCUGCAGGGGCGCCCCAUCAAGAAAGCCAUCCUGUCUCCCAGGGCCACUCUCAUCAACUUUUUAGUGGAAGAUUAAAGUUACUAGAGAAGCCAUGCCAUGGGUAUGACUUAAAUUGUCACUUUAUAAUAGCAAGUGUAUUGAGAGCCGGGCCCUCAAUUUACCAAGAAGGUCGAUUUGAUGGCUUGUAUUUUGCUGCUGUCAGCUGCUUUCUCCUGUCUGGAAAUCUUCAGUUAAGGCUAUGAUCGACAAGGCAGUGAGUUGCUUCAUCUCCAUGACAAAACUCUGUUAAUAAUGAUGUUUAUCAUUCACUCCUCCAGGCUAGAAUAAAGGCCCUGUGAUAGAACACAGAGCUAUACUCACAAAAUGCUAGAGGAACUCUCCAAGUCAGGCAGCAUCUAUGGAGGGGAAAUAAACAGUUAAUGUUGACUGUUUAUCCCCCUCUAUAGAUGCUUCCUGUCUUGUCUCGUUCCUCUGGAAUUUUGCUAGAUUUCCAACCUCUGCAGAAUCUCAUGUGUUUGCAAGAGAAGGCAACAAUCUGCUGCACAAAAGAGUGGACAGAAGUUUUAAAGUGAUCACAGAUGUGGAAAAUCUGAAAUUAAAAUGAGAAAAAGGCUGGAUAAAUUCAGCAGAUCAGGGAGUGUCCACGGAGAGAGAAGCAAAGUUAACCUUUUGCUGAGUAUUGUCUGUUUUUAUAUAAGACUAAAGCUGUUGGUUUUUGUAAUCAAAGCAUUUUGGAUGUACUAUUUUACAAUGUUAAUCACCAAACCUUUUAUGUUCUAAACAUCUUCAAUUGUUUUGUAAAAAAAAGUGAACUUCAUAUUGAGUAAAAAUAAAAUACUAAGUAUUUUUUUAAUGGUGAAGUAUUUAAAUGGUGAUCAAGGAAAUUUCAAGAAGUAAUAUUACUAAAAUUGCAUGUGUUUACUGUUAAUACAUGGGUCAUUUUCUUACUUAUUAAGCAAAGUCAUAGUUUAAGUGAAAAUAAAUCCUCUUCCCCAACCACAAUUUCUGUAGUCUGUGAAAAGGCCAGUUGCUGUGAUUGUUUGUUUGAUCUGAUUAAGUUUACCAGUUCAAUGUAACUAAGUGCCUUGUACAUAAACAAAACACUAAAAAAGUUAACUCUGCAAUCCCCCUUAUACUUUCCUUCAAAUCACCUUAAAAUUGUUACCCCCGGUUAGCUAUCUAUGCCUCUUGCCUUGAAUACCUCCAUCAGUUCCAUUAGUCACCUCUCAUCCUUCUUUGUUGCAAGAGAGAAACAUUAGUUUGCUCAGCAUAUCCUCAUAACACAUGCUCUGUAAUCCAGCCUGCAUCCUGGUAAAUCUUGGUAAAACGCUAUCUAAAGCUUCUACAUUGAUCCUAUAAAGAGGCAACUAGAACACAAGUAUGGUCUAAGCAGUGUUUUAUGGAGCUGCAACAUUGCCUCGCAUCAUGUUUGAUAGAUUAAAGGGAAAAUUAGAAGAAAAGAAUGAGGAUGGGGGGGCACAAGAGAGCAAAAGAUUAAGUGCAGGGAUGUGGGGGAGAGAGAGGAGAACAUGGAGACUGUUAGAGAGUCAGAAUACAGAGGCUUUUGAAAAGGUGUGAAAUACAGGGCCAGCUAGGUCAGGAUACAUCAAUGAAAAGAUAAAAACUGACCUAGUAGAGCAGCUGACCUAGGUGCAACAAGCACAACAUGCUGGAGGAACCCAGCAGGUCACACAACAUCUAUGGAAAAGAGUAAACAGUCGACCUUUCAGGCUGAGACCCUUCAUCCUGAUUUCCAGCAUGUGCAGCUUUUCUCAUGUUUGUGUAGUAGAACAGAUGAAUGACGUAUAGCAAGAAUUGCCAGUACUGACGCAGGGAGAGACGAUAAGUUCGCAGGCAUUAUAGAUUUUGAUGAUGAGUCUGGGAGUCUGCAGUGUUCAAGACGGAAGAUGAAAGUUGCUCAAGCUCACAUUGGGCUUCACUAUUGGAUGUGUUUCUGCUCCUUUAACGUUGGCAUGUCUAAAUCCUGCAACGCCAUACGGGCUACAGAGAUUUAAGAAAAGCCAGCCAAUUGCCACCUUCUUAGCAAUAGUUGCCAACAAAGCUGAUACUG